AUGUCAGUGGAGGAGAACAGGUAUCAGCAGAGAACAGGUGUCAGAGGAGGAGAACAGGCAUCAGCGGAGGAGAACAGGUGUCAGCAGAGAACAGGCUGUUGUCAACAGAGGAGAACAGGUGUCAGUGGAGGAGAGCAGGUGUCAGUGGAGGAGAACAGGUAUCAGUGGAGGAGAACAGGUAUCAGCAAAGAACAGGUGUUAGUGGAGGAGAACAGAUGUCAGUGGAAGAGAACAGAUGUCAGUGGAGGAGAACAGAUAUCAGCGGAGGAGAACAGAUGUCAGUGGAGGAGAACAGGUGUUAACAGAGAACAGGUGUCAGCGGAGGAGAACAGGUGUCAGUGGAGGAGACAGGUGUCAGUGGAGGAGAACAGGUAUCAGCAGAGAACAGGUGUCAGAGGAGGAGAACAGGCAUCAGUGGAGGAGAACAGGUGUCAGCAGAGAACAGGCUGUUGUCAGCAGAGGAGAACAGGUGUCAGUGGAGGAGAGCAGGUGUCACUGGAGGAGAACAGAUAUCAGCAGAGGAGAACAGAUGUCAGUGGAAGAGAACAGGUGUCAGUAGAGGAGAGCAGAUAUCAGCAGAGGAGAACAGAUGUCAGUGGAGGAGAACAGGUGUCAGCAGAAAACAGGCUGUUGUCAGCAGAGGAGAACAGGUGUCAGUGGAGGAGAGCAGGUGUCAGUGGAGGAGAACAGGUAUCAGUGGAGGAGAACAGGUAUCAGCAAAGAACAGGUGUCAGUGGAGGAGAACAGAUAUCAGUGGAAGAGAACAGAUGUCAGUGGAGGAGAACAGAUAUCAGCGGAGGAGAACAGGCAUCAGCGGAGGAGAACAGGUGUCAGCAGAGAACAGAUGUCAGCAGAGGAGAACAGGUGUCAGUGGAGGAGAACAGGUAUCAGCAGAGAACAGGUGUCAGAGGAGGAGAACAGGCAUCAGUGGAGGAGAACAGGUGUCAGCAGAGAACAGGCUGUUGUCAGCAGAGGAGAACAGGUGUCAGUGGAGGAGAGCAGGUAUCAGCAGAGAACAGGUGUCAGAGGAGGAGAACAGGCAUCAGUGGAGGAGAACAGGUGUCAGCAGAGAACAGGCUGUUGUCAGCAGAGGAGAACAGGUGUCAGUGGAGGAGAGCAGGUGUCAGUGGAGGAGAACAGAUAUCAGCAGAGGAGAACAGAUGUCAGUGGAGGAGAACAGGUGUUAACAGAGAACAGGUGUCAGCAGAGGAGAACAGGUGUCAGUGGAGGAGACAGGUGUCAGCGGAGGAGAACAGGUGUCAGUGGAGGAGACAGGUGUCAGUGGAGGAGAACAGGUAUCAGCAGAGAACAGGUGUCAGAGGAGGAGAACAGGCAUCAGUGGAGGAGAACAGGUAUCAGCAGAGAACAGGCUGUUUUCAGCAGAGGAGAACAGGUGUCAGUGGAGGAGAGCAGGUGUCACUGGAGGAGAGCAGGUAUCAGUGGAGGAGAACAGGUAUCAGCAGAGAACAGGUGUCAGAGGAGGAGAACAGGUGUCAGAGGAGGAGAACAGGUGUCAGUGGAAGAGAACAGGUAUCAGUGGAGAACAGGUAUCAACAGAGAACAGGUGUCAGCAGAGAACAGGCAUCAGUGGAGGAGAACAGGUGUCAGCAGAGAACAGGCUGUUUUCAGCAGAGGAGAACAGGUGUCAGUGGAGGAGAGCAGGUGUCAGUGGAGGAGAACAGGUGUCAGUGGAGGAGAACAGAUGUCAGUGGAGGAGAACAGAUAUCAGCGGAGGAGAACAGGCAUCAGCGGAGGAGAACAGGUGUCAGCAGAGAACAGGUGUCAGCAGAGGAGAACAGGACUGAAAUGGAUGCUAAAAAGCCAAGGAAAGGCAGUUUGACAUCCUUCCCAAUUUUGAAAGCAACAAAGAAACAAAAUCUCACCUCUGUGAAGGUUCAGAGUAAGCCUUUGCUUCAAAUCCAGAAACCACCUUUCAAAGUCAAGAACUUCAGGGUGACCCAGUUCUUGAAUCAGAACACUAACACCAGCUUCACGUCACUGCCUUUCGUGGACACUAAGGGGAAGAAGACCAUGGUGAACCUCCCACACAUCGGCAGUAAACUCCCACUAAAGCAGCCCUUGCUGUAUCAGGAGAGUCCAGCUCACCGUCAGAAGUCUUCUGAGCUCAAGCCUUCUGAGACGGUCUUCCCUUUGAACGUGAAAACCCAAGACGCCAAAGCAGAGGAGAAGCCGCCGAAGAAGCACAAACACAAGGUGCCUCUGACAGCGGCAGAGGCCCUAAAGUUUUUUAAGAAGCAGCUGUCUUCUUAUGAGCAAAGCGAGAUCCUGGGCUACACAGAACUGUGGUUCUUGGGUCUGGAAGCCGAGAAGCUCCACAUGGCUCCGGAAAAAUUCAGCAAGACAAGUUUCGAUGAUGAACAUGGCUCCUACAUGAAGGUCCUGCACGACCACAUCGCCUACCGCUAUGAGGUUCUGGAGAUAAUUGGAAAAGGGUCCUUUGGACAGGUGGCCAAGUGCUUGGAUCAUAAAAACAAUGAAUUGGUGGCCUUGAAAAUCAUCAGGAACAAAACGAGAUUUCACCACCAGGCCCUGGUGGAGCUGAAGAUCCUGGAAGCUCUCAGACGGAAGGACAAAGACAACACCUACAACGUGGUGCACAUGAAGGACUUUUUCUACUUCCGCAAUCACCUCUGCAUCACCUUUGAACUCCUGGGCAUCAACUUGUACGAGCUGAUGAAGAACAACAGUUUCCAAGGCUUCAGUCUCUCCGUUGUUCGGCGCUUCACCCUCUCUGUCCUGAAGUGUUUGCAGAUGCUCUACAUGGAGAAGAUCAUUCACUGUGACCUCAAGCCCGAGAAUAUCGUGUUGUACCAGAAAGGCCAAGUUUCUGUUAAAGUCAUUGACUUUGGAUCAAGCUGUUAUGAACACCAGAAAGUCUACACCUACAUCCAGAGCCGGUUCUACCGAUCCCCAGAGGUGAUCCUGGGCCAUCCAUACAACAUGGCCAUUGACAUGUGGAGCCUGGGUUGCAUCAUGGCCGAGCUAUACACGGGCUACCCACUGUUCCCUGGGGAGAAUGAGGUGGAGCAGCUGGCCUGCAUCAUGGAGGUGCUGGGCCUGCCACCAUCCCGCUUCAUCCAGAUGGCCUCCAGGAGACAGGUGUUCUUUGAUUCCAAAGGUUUUCCUAAAAAUAUAACCAACAACAGGGGGAGAAAGAGAUACCCGGAUUCCAAGGAUCUCACCGUGUUGCUGAAAACCUGCGACACCAGCUUCCUGGACUUCCUCAGGCGGUGCUUGGUCUGGGAGCCCUCUCUUCGCAUGACCCCUGACCAGGCGCUCAAGCAUGCUUGGAUUCAUGAGCCUCGGAACCUCAAAUCUCGGCCCAGGCUUCAGACCUUGAGGAAAAUGAGUCUCUGUUUCCCCUCUGAAUCCAGGAAGGACAAGGUUCAAGUACAGCAUCACUCUGGCAAAAAAGAUGUGGUCCUCCCAGCAGAGGCUAAAGACAAAAUAAAAGAUGGCGCCACCAAACAGGAUGAGAAUCCAGGCAAUCAGCGAGGCUCUGGCCAGCACACGGCCGAGGUGAUCCAGCUGCCUCAUCUGGCAGAAGCUUCCAGAAAGCCAGAGGCGGCUGUUGGGCUCGUGGAGUCCAAGACCUCCGUGAGACAACAGAACAAAAAGUCCUCCCCCAAGAACACAAAUGCUUUACCGCCUAUUGUGUGA
Molecule: messenger RNA, 3681 nt
Organism: Budorcas taxicolor (takin)
Lineage: Eukaryota; Metazoa; Chordata; Mammalia; Artiodactyla; Bovidae
Gene: DYRK4
Product: dual specificity tyrosine phosphorylation regulated kinase 4
Exons: 15
Coding region: 1-3681 (1226 amino acids)
Biological process (GO): peptidyl-threonine phosphorylation; peptidyl-serine phosphorylation
Cellular component (GO): nucleus
Molecular function (GO): protein serine/threonine kinase activity; protein serine/threonine/tyrosine kinase activity; ATP binding
Source: RefSeq, a predicted model, not a curated record